AUGACCACCUUCCGUAACCAGACCGUUUCGCCGAGAUUUCGCCGCAUGUAUAAGCUACAUACAAAAGGUACACAUGAGCGAUGCUGUUUGCAAGUUGAAUCGUUAAGCGUUCUUUUUGCUUUGAAAGUGGUGAAGAAGAUGUUGUCACUUUGGUCUGUCCUCUUUCUCUCAGCUGCUAUAAGCGCCACACCCCUCAAUCCCCGGGAUAGACCCAAAUUUGUACCUGGAAAAUAUCUCGUGCAAUUGCAGUCCGAUACAGAUGCCGCGUCCGUGGCCGCACACCACAACACAGUCCACCGCCUAGCUCGACGCGACACCACACCUGAACCGAUCGAGCGCAUCUUCAGCAUCGGGAGCCUGAACGCCUAUCUCGGGAGUUUCGAUGAACAGGCCGCAUCCGACGUCCUCGGUCUUGAUGAAGUGCUCUCCGUUGUUCAGGAUGAAUAUGUCUACCUAGAGAAGACCGACUUCCCUGCUCUGGAGCAGCGUGAACUCGUGACACAGUCACCCAGUAUCUGGAGUUUGGGCGACCUUUCACACAAGGCUGGCAACGCGACGGAGUAUGUUUAUGACGCUAGCGCAGGCGAGGGAACGACAGCAUAUGUUUUCGACACGGGUAUCCGCCUUAGUCAUGUCGAAUUCGAAGGCCGCGCGAGAUUUGGCGUCAAUGGGAUUACCAACUCCACGGAUCCUAGUGGAGCGAGUAAAGACGAUGAUGGUCACGGGACGCACUGUGCGGCAACGGUGGUAGGCAAGACGUUCGGCGUAGCGAAGAAAGCGUCGGUCGUCGAUGUCAAGGUGUUUGAUGGCUCAACCGGUUCAAUAAGCGCCAUCAUAACUGGCAUCCAAUGGGCAGUUAACGACGUCGUCUCCCGCUCCGCCCAAUCCACCUCCGUCUUCAGCAUGUCGCUUGGGGCUGAGACAACCUCAACUCUCCUCGACGACGCGGUCAAAGCCGCAUACGAUGCUGGCAUUCUUUCCAUCGCCGCAGCCGGUAAUGAAAACGCUCCCAUCGCCCCCUCCACCCCCGCUCGCGUCCCUGUAGCUUUCACAGUCGGCAUGACGCAACCAGAUCGCAACCGGGUAAACAUCAUUGCCGAUAUUUACGGUAGCAACUUCGGACCUGAGAUGGAUGUAUUUGCGCCGGGCCGCGAUAUCGUGUCUGCGAGCAAUCUGAACGAUACGGGAAAUAGUACGAAGACGGGGACAAGUAUGGCGACGCCGCUUGUUGCUGGGCUCGUUUGCUAUUUGAGAGCGUUGGAGGGUGGGUUAGGAAGCCCGGAUCAGGCGACGGAGAGGAUUUUAGAGUUGGCGAUUAAGGAUGUUGUGGGAGAUCCGAAGGGGAGUCCGAACCUGCUCGUUAAUAACGGCAGUGGUGCCUAG
This is a messenger RNA of Didymosphaeria variabile, 1383 nucleotides long. RefSeq lists its product as uncharacterized. NCBI's taxonomy places the organism in Eukaryota, Fungi, Ascomycota, Dothideomycetes, Pleosporales, Didymosphaeriaceae. The coding region runs from base 1 to 1383 and encodes 460 amino acids. Gene Ontology annotation, molecular function: serine-type endopeptidase activity. The transcript is spliced from 2 exons. Gene Ontology annotation, biological process: proteolysis. The record is from RefSeq and is a predicted model, not a curated record.